AUGAAGCUCAAGCAAUUAUUGAUAUUUUGUGUACUACUAGUACUACCCAAUAUUCAUGCCAACCAAGACGUGUCAUUUGUAAAGCAUUGGAAGGAUAUCUUACUAACUGAUGGGGAUAAUGGAUCCAUGUGCUAUUUAUCAGUUGAUGAAUGUACCAGAGCAGCACCGUAUAACAUAACAAAAAAAGUUAUUAAAACAUCAGUGAAUGCGUCCGAGAAAGAAUCUGUACCGGAAAAAAGUAUUGAAAGUUUCGAUGAAUGGACGAAAAAAAGAAGAGAUGCUGUAGCAAAUCAAAACGGACAACACCAGAAAACGGUAGAGCCAACUCCUGGAACGACUAUUCGACACGAUGAAGUUGUCAUUUCACUUCCCUCAAUUUCUCGUCCAGCCCGGAAUUUUGCUAGCCGAGAAUGUGGUGCAAAAGUGAUUGCAGCAAAUCUGGAAGCCGAGAAUGCGAAAGCUGUAGUAAACGAGAAAGACGUAGAUGAUUACAUGAGAAAUCCUUGUCAAUCAGCCAAAGAAAAGUUUAUAGUGAUCGAGUUGUGUGAGGCAAUACAAAUCAAGAAGUUCGCUAUUGGAAAUUUUGAGCUGUUCGCAUCAAGACCUAAAACAGUUCAUGUUUUCAUUUCGGAAAGAUACCCUCCUCUCACUAGUUGGGUAUCUUUGGGAACAUUUAAUCUUCAAGAUCAUCAUAAACAAUUGCAAACGUUUGAAGUGCCGAACACCAAUAUAUAUGCAAAAUAUAUUAGGAUAAAUCUUGAAGAUCACUAUGGAAAGGAACAUUACUGUAUUGUUUCGGUUGUCAAUGUUAUGGGAAGUACAUUAGCUGACGAAUACGAUAAAGAAGAAGCGGCUGCACAUUUGCUAAAUGUCAUCGAUGAGAAAAAAGAUGAACCUGUGACUACUCCUCCACCGUCAGAACAAAAAGUUCAGACACAGUUACCAGUUCCUCCGAAAUCGUCAAACCAAAAUAAUGCUAGUGGCGUUAAAGCAUUCAACUUCCGUCAGCUCAAAUCCAUCUGUUCUCAAUGCUCUGCUGGAAAAGUCUCAUAUUUGAUAUGUCACCUACUUCCUAGACAGUCGAAACCAAUCAAGCUAAACCCUACACCGAAGCCGUUUUCAGCUAAACCCCCGGUCACUGAAAACAAAAAUCUGACAGUUGAACUGGGGCUCUGGGCCGAACGGAGUAGACAAUCAAAUUUCGAACAAUCUAGAAGAAGAAAUAUGGCUACCAUUCAGAGGCUAUUAGAAAAGAAAAACGCAUUAGAACCCGAAACGUUUCCACCAUCGACAAUGACUUUCACAGAACCAUCUCUGUCUAAGAUUGAAAAUGGCGAAAAACCAGCAGAAAAAGUUGCAGUUCCAGAAGAAGCAAAAUCAUCAUCUCAACCUGCAGUUCAGCCUCCAUUCCAAGAACAACCACCACCGAAAUCAAAGACAGAACACAUUUUACCAGCUGGGGGAUCCACUAGUCAGAGAGAAAUGGUUUUGAUGAAGUUGAGCAAAAGGAUUGCAGCUGUUGAAAUGAAUUUGACAUUGAGUACAGAGUAUCUCUCGGAGCUUAGUAAACAAUACGUCUCUCAAAUGAGUGGUUACCAACAGGAGCUCAAAGAAACACGAAAAGCAUCGAGAAAAUCUUCUCAAACUGUAGAGGCAGUUAUGCAUUCGAAAAUAAACAAUGUGAAACGAGAACUUCGAGAUCUUCGUCAUUCAGUUUAUUUGUUGCAACAACUAGAGAAUAAUCGUUACAAAAACGCUCAAAACGAAAUGAGCAGGAAUGUAUUCAUGUCCUCUUGUCAUAUCAGUUCAAAUGUGCCUCCAAGUCCUACUCUCGCACGACUACCGUUAGUGAUCCCAUCGAUAAACAGCAAAUUUGAAAACUUUACGAAUUUCGAGGAAAGAGUGAAAAAAAUUUAUCAAACUGCUAAGUCUGUGAUGUUCGGAUCCAUAACAUGGAAUACUGAUCAUCUUAUCGUUGCAUUGAUCUCAUUCAAUGUCCUCGCGUUAUCAUUUUUGUUUGCCGGAGUAUUUUACAUUCAUAGACGAAACAAAGAAAGAUGCGAAGAAACACAAGUUAUUGUGAAGAACGAACUUCGAGCUCGAAUCGCAAAAAUCGGCGCGGACAAUCGAAAAAUGAUAUCUAAAGGAAUGCGUCGAGCUGAGCUUGCUGUUACCGCUGCUGUUUCGUCUGCUCUAAAAGUUGAAAAAACAUCUAGCAAUCGAAAAACAAUGACUGAACUGGAAACAGCGUUAGCAAACCUGUUUGCCGCUCAACAGAUACGAAUAGAAGAGCAGUUUGAACAAAAUCAAAAAAUUCUUCGAGAUGCCUUGACAACGGGACAACGAUCUAGUGCUGACGAUACGCUGAGUAUGGAAGGCAGCGAAAGUUCUUCAGAAACUGAACAAUCAAAAGAAGACACUCCUACUUUUAAUCAGGAUUAG
This is a messenger RNA of Caenorhabditis remanei, 2442 nucleotides long. RefSeq lists its product as uncharacterized. The transcript has 9 exons. NCBI's taxonomy places the organism in Eukaryota, Metazoa, Nematoda, Chromadorea, Rhabditida, Rhabditidae. Gene Ontology annotation, biological process: protein folding in endoplasmic reticulum. The record is from RefSeq and is a predicted model, not a curated record. The coding region runs from base 1 to 2442 and encodes 813 amino acids. Gene Ontology annotation, cellular component: membrane; cytoplasm.